AUGCAAGCGGCUGAUACGGUGUAUCUAAACCAGGCAGAUGUGGCGAAAUCCACGAAUAUAACUGUACUCGGAGCCGGUUGCGAAGUGGGUCGUUCAUGCGUCUUCGCAGAGCGUGGCGGAUACAAUGUCAUGUUCGACUGUGGCCUUCACCCUGCAUUAUCGGGGGUGGGAGCUUUGCCGGUGUUCGAGGCGAUCGACCUAUCGAAGGUGGAUGUCUGCCUCAUCACCCACUUUCACCUCGACCAUUGCGGCGCGGUGCCGUACCUGUUAUCGAAAACUGCUUUCAAAGGGCGCAUACUCAUGACAUACGCUACGAAAGCCAUAUGCCAUCUACUGUGGACGGAUUAUGCCCGUAUGGAGCAGCUGCAGACGGUGAAAUCCAUAUUCGACCGGAGUGGGCCGAAGAGUGACCAAGCAGGACCCGACCAAAAGGAGGGGCUCAUGGACGAACUGAUAUGCGGUUCGGGCUUGUACUCCUUCGAAGAUGUGGAGUUCGCGCUGGAAAAGAUUGAGACCAUCGAUUUCCACGAGGAAAAGGACAUCGGUGGAAUUAAAAUUUCGUGCUACAGGGCAGGCCAUGUGCUGGGUGCAUGCAUGUUCCUGGUAGAGAUGGACGGUGUGCGUAUUCUGUACACGGGUGACUACUCAACAGAGCUCGACAGGCACGUCCCGUCAGCUGAGAUACCGCCCAUUAACGCGCACCUGCUCAUAUGCGAAAGCACGUACGGAAUACGCGUCCACGAAGAAAGGCUGCAAAGGGAGAGGCGGUUUCUGAGGGUGGUCCUUGAAAUAGUCACUAGAGGAGGGAAGUGUCUUUUGCCUGUAUUCGCCCUAGGGAGGGCACAGGAGAUAUUGCUCAUUUUGGACGAGUACUGGGAGGCGAAUAGUAACCUACAGUCCAUUCCCAUCUUCUACAUCUCCCCACUCGCGCAGAAAUCACUCAGGGUUUACGAAACAUUCGUAGGACUCUGCGGUGAAUACGUCAAAGAGUGCGUGUACAACGGGUUCAACCCCUUCAACUUCAAGUUCGUCAAGUACGCAAAAUCGGUGGGUGACAUAGAGCCCUACCUGCGCUCAGAUACUCCUUGCGUUGUUAUUACUUCGCCGGGCAUGCUGCAGGGAGGCCCGUCGCUCCAAAUCUUUGAAAAAAUAGCCUCGGAUAACAAAAAUGGAGUGGUGCUCACCGGGUACACCGUCAAGGGUACACUUGCAGACGAGCUUAGACGGGACCCAGAAGUCGUCAGCAUAGGAACCAAAACCCUUAAGCGAAAGUGCGCAGUCGAACAAAUUUCGUUUAGCGCACACGCCGAUUACAACCAGACCAAGGAUUUUAUCCGGAAGCUAUCGGUGCCAAAUGUCAUUCUGGUUCACGGAGAACGCACAGAAAUGGCUCGUAUGCGCGACAAGCUGACGGAGGAAAUACCAGAACUUUCGGUAUUCACCCCAGAGGUGCUGCAAAUGGUCACGCUCAGCUUCCCGCCUGACGUGGCCAUCAACGCCGUCGGGCAGCUAGCAGACGACAUCAAAGAGAAAAUGCUCAAUGGGGCAGUUGGUAGUGACGACGGGCAGUUGGCGAGUGUUGUUAUAGUAAAGGACAGCGAGUCCAAGGUCAUGUAUGCAGACGACAUCGAAAACUGCGCAACUAUGGCAAUCAACUACCUCGACCAGGAAAUGGCGAUAGGAUUCAACGGGGGAUUGGAACAACUCAAAACUGCAGUCGGUGCCGUAUAUGACGACGUCAAGGUUGUUUCAAAAAACACCAUCGUAGUUGCGGAACUCGUGACAGUUAUCGUCACCGCAGACCGCAUGACACUGAGGUGGAGAGCUAGCCCGGUCGCAGACCUCAUCGCAGACAGCAUUAGCAUGCUCGCCGUGCAGCUAAUAGUGCACCCGCAACAAUCCACAGAAGAAGCGGAAAUGAUCAACAAGAUAAAGGAUGAGGAGGUCUUCUUUUCCGUGGCGGAGAUGCAACUUGCUACGAAAUUCGGCCAACCUACACAGGUGAAAGUGGAGGAGGAACAGGCAAAGCCCAACGCUGACAAAACCCUCACGUUCCAUAUUUACAAUCCGUUAGAGGAAAAUGCCCGCGUUGUGGCGAUGGAAGUUAACCUCUCCAAGUGCGAGGUCACUUGUGAGGACGCCGACGCCGCGAAGGUUGCUCUCGAUAUCAUUAAAACUGUGAAGGCUGCGCUACAGCCUAUCAACCCAUAG
This is a messenger RNA of Babesia bigemina, 2211 nucleotides long. RefSeq names its product cleavage and polyadenylation specifity factor, putative. The record is from RefSeq and is a predicted model, not a curated record. Bases 1 to 2211 code for a protein of 736 amino acids. Gene Ontology annotation, biological process: mRNA 3'-end processing by stem-loop binding and cleavage. Lineage: Eukaryota; Apicomplexa; Aconoidasida; Piroplasmida; Babesiidae. Gene Ontology annotation, cellular component: mRNA cleavage and polyadenylation specificity factor complex. Gene Ontology annotation, molecular function: RNA endonuclease activity; RNA binding; 5'-3' exonuclease activity. The transcript has 3 exons.